ACUCUGAUUGGUAGUUGGUACCACAGACACAGACCAUUGGUACAUUUAGGAUUUAGGGUUAGGUGUAGGACGUUGUGUUAAGUCCAAGAGUUAAGGUUAUAUACAUUUUUAACUAUUUGCAAUAUAUUCAUCAUGUUGCUAGGACGUAUCCGAUCUACAUGUAAAAAAUCAAUUUUAUCCAAAAAAACCUUGGGACUGUUCGCCAAAAAUAAUUAUGCUAGUGAAGCUACUUUCGAAACUAAGCCUUACCGAUUACAUAAACUUGAAGAAGCCCCUUCCACCAGUGUAACUUUGACAAAAGAAGAUGCCAUCAAAUUUUACACUCAGUUAAAUAUCAUUCGCCGAAUGGAAACUGCAGCUGGUAAUUUAUACAAAGACAAAAUUAUCAGGGGAUUUUGCCACCUUUAUUCUGGGCAGGAGGCAGUAGCGGUUGGCAUAAAAGCUGCUCUACGUCCUCACGAUAGCGUUAUAACUGCAUACCGAGCUCACGGAUGGACCUACCUUAUGGGUGUUUCACCUUUAGGAGUACUGGCCGAAUUAUGUGGCCGACAAAGUGGUUGUGCAAGAGGAAAAGGGGGUUCCAUGCACAUGUACGGUGAUAAUUUUUAUGGGGGAAAUGGUAUCGUAGGAGCUCAGGUUCCUUUAGGCGUGGGCAUUGGCCUAGCUGCCAAGUACAAAGGCACAGAUGGAGUAUGUGUAGCUCUGUAUGGAGACGGGGCCGCCAACCAGGGCCAAGUUUUUGAAGCUUAUAACAUGGCCAAGCUGUGGGACAUUCCCUGCAUUUUCGUGUGUGAGAACAACGGAUACGGUAUGGGGACAAGUGCCGAUAGGGCUGCUGCUAGCACUAACUUCUAUUCGAGGGGAGACUACGUUCCCGGAAUCUGGGUAGAUGGAAUGGAUGUUUUGGCCGUUAGGGAAUGUUUCAGAUAUGCCGUGAACUAUUGCAGCACUGGAAAAGGGCCACUGGUUAUUGAAGCUGCUACCUAUAGAUAUUCGGGACAUUCCAUGUCUGAUCCAGGCACCAGUUACAGAACGAGAGAUGAGAUUCAAGAGGUUCGACAAACUAGAGAUCCUAUUACGUCUUUCAAAGAAAAAAUUAUCGCCUCCAACUUAGCAACUCCGGAAGAAAUAAAGAAAAUUGAUGGUGAAAUAAGGGCAUCGAUCGACGAGGCCACUAAGAAAUCCGUAUCUGAUAAAGAAAUUGGAAUGGACGAACUGCCUGCUGAUAUUUAUGCUAACAAUUUAGAGGGCAAUAUACGAAACGUGGACGUAUUUACUCCUCUAACACAUAAAAGGAUCGGUGCAGCAGUCAACUUGAGCUAGUCAAGUACAUUAAGAUUAUAACAGGAAUUUGAAAACAUUUGUAAUGGUUGAAAUGAGGAAUGUUGACUUUGUCAUGUUGUCAUACGCAGGAUAUAUUUUUAUAGACAAAGUUGUUUUGCAGUUUUUUUCUAUAAUUUUUCUAUUGUUUUUUGUUGCAUCAUUUAAAUGAGAAAUUUAUUUAUUCUCUCCAAUGUGUAUGAUGAUGAAUGAUAUUGUCAAUUGACAGUAUUAGUGUGUACAUAGGCAAGUAAAUGAAUGUAACAUAUUCAAAUAUGUUUGCUUUCAAAUUUAAUUCUAUGCUCAAUAUAGAUCCUAUUUGUUUUUAA
Leptinotarsa decemlineata (Colorado potato beetle) is the source of this 1649-nucleotide messenger RNA. Its product is annotated as probable pyruvate dehydrogenase E1 component subunit alpha, mitochondrial. Gene Ontology annotation, cellular component: intracellular membrane-bounded organelle. Gene Ontology annotation, biological process: pyruvate decarboxylation to acetyl-CoA. NCBI's taxonomy places the organism in Eukaryota, Metazoa, Arthropoda, Insecta, Coleoptera, Chrysomelidae. The record is from RefSeq and is a predicted model, not a curated record. Gene Ontology annotation, molecular function: pyruvate dehydrogenase (acetyl-transferring) activity.